AUGGUGAAGCCAAUAAAGGUUGGAAGAGUCGUGAUUCUCUUAACUGGAAGAUAUGCAGGCAAAAAAGCAGUCAUUGCCAAGCUCUAUGAUGAAGGUACAAAGGAUAGAAAAUUCCCUCACGCUCUGGUCGCAGGAGUAGCCAAAGCUCCACUUUUCAUUACAGAAAAGAUGCACGAAAAGAAAAAGGAAAGGAGAACAAGAGUCAAGGCAUUCGUAAAGUAUGUGAAUUAUCAACACAUCUUACCAACUAGAUAUUUGGUUUCCACCGAUAUUGAUCUCAAAGGUGUCGUCACUGAUGAAAAGAUGGCAAGCGUCAAGUCCAGGAAAGAGCUUCGCAAGGAACUCAGAAAUAUGCUUACCAAGAAAUAUACAUCACAGACUGUUGCAAAGAAAGCAGAAAAAGGAGCCAGCCAACAUACUAAGUUCUUGUUCAGCAAGCUUAGAUUCUAA
This is a messenger RNA of Blepharisma stoltei, 450 nucleotides long. The record is from the annotation of a GenBank genome assembly. NCBI's taxonomy places the organism in Eukaryota, Ciliophora, Heterotrichea, Heterotrichida, Blepharismidae.